AUGGAUGCCCAAAACGAUGACGAAAUAUUGCGAAGUAAGCACAGUACUGGAGUCAACGUCAGCAAGGCAAACGCGAAGGAAGAAGUAAAAAAGCAAGAAAACGUAAGCGACAACAAUGUAGUACAGCAAGUCGACGAAAGUCCCGACUACGACACAAAGCAAGAUAAUGAAACAAACAAUGACAACAUGUUUAGCGAACAAAUUCUGAGUAAUUACCAUAGCCAAACACCGUUAAGCAAAUACAAUGAUAUGAGUGACAUCGUCAUAGUAAACGAAAAAGACACAAACGAAAAUGAUCAAAGCAACGAUAGUAAGGCCAGGGAUGACAAAGAAAAUAAGUUUUCCAACACAGAAACACCGAAACGUAUCUCGUUACGGAAACUACAACAAAGACUGAUCGAUGCCCAAAACGAUGACGAAAUAUUGCGAAGUAAGCACAGUACUGGAGUCAACGUCAGCAAGGCAAACGCGAAGGAAGAAGUAAAAAAGCAAGAAAACGUAACCGACAAUAAUGUAGUACAGCAAGCCGACGAAAGUCCCGACUACGACACAAAGCAAGAUAAUGAAACAAACAAUGACAACAUGUUUAGCGAACAAAUUCUGAGUAAUUACCAUAGCCAAACACCGUUAAGCAAAUACAAUGAUAUGAGUGACAUCGUCAUAGUAAACGAAAAAGACACAAACGAAAAUGAUCAAAGCAACGAUAGUAAGGCUAGGGAUGGCAAAGAAAAUAAGUUUUCCAACACAGAAACACCGAAACGAGAUAAUACGGAAACUACAACAAGCAACAACAAAAAUAACAUUGGAAAAGCGAAAUCUGAAAAAGAGGAUUUAAUGCUAAGGGAGAUAGAGGUAUUGAAACGAGAACUACAAGCCACAAUGCGCGAAAACGAAAUAUUACAAUUAUUGAUCAACAACAGUGAAGUUCCAACAUCCUGCAAAAGCAUUCCGUUUACACAACUCAAGGAAUUAGUGUCUGAAUUUGAUCCAAUGGGAGGUGACACAGACAUUCAAUCAAUUCACUACAAUCUAAGUACUCAAGCCCGUAUGCAACGUUUUAAAAAUACAACGGAACUACUUGAUGCUUUCAAAAGCAUACAAUUGAAACCAGAUUAUACACACAAGAUGGAUAACAAGCAGAAUAUCGAGCCUUCCGCCAACGCAAAUAGUCGUCAAAUGGUCGUCAAAUGCUUCAACUACUACACCCGCGCGAGCAACCGGGCCCGAGAUGCAGAGCUCGUGGGUACACCAGGGGCGGUCUUGCAAACGCUGUGGUAUGGCGGGGCACGACAACGAAUGCUGCCCAAACCAACAACAACUAUACUGCUGGGAUUCCGGUAG
This is a messenger RNA of Scaptodrosophila lebanonensis, 1341 nucleotides long. RefSeq names its product TBC1 domain family member 5 homolog A-like. The record is from RefSeq and is a predicted model, not a curated record. NCBI's taxonomy places the organism in Eukaryota, Metazoa, Arthropoda, Insecta, Diptera, Drosophilidae. Bases 1 to 1341 code for a protein of 446 amino acids. The transcript is spliced from 3 exons.